UGAAGCAGCAGCGGGGCGCUGAAGCGCGAGCGCAACCCUCCCAUAGAGACAAACUUUAUGUGCUUGGGUUUCUUCACUACAUUCAUAGGCACAAGAGGAAAGUGAAAUAUUAUUGGCCAGUGUUGUGAAGUUGUGAAGUCUUGAGGAUUUGUUUGUGAUAUGGAAUUAAUGCUGAGCGAGUAUUAGUUCUUACUUCUGGAAUAAUUCCACGGGUUUUUUUUUUUCUUUUUUCGUCAUCAAUGCAAAACAGCGCUGCUUACCACAGCUGAUAGAUGAAGUGAUACAGGUAUGUGAAUCUGAAUGAAAACCCAUCAUGCUACUGAAGAUUCUUCCUCUGUUGGAAGUCAUUGUUGCAGUACUGUCCCUAUUCAAUCACACUAGUGCAGCAGAAGUCCAUGUCCGUGCAAAGAAAGGAGACACUGCUGUGUUGACAUGCAGUCUUCCAGCCCUGGAUGAGGGCAGCUCUGCUCCUCAGCACGUCAUCGAGUGGGUGCGUCAGGACUAUGAUAUCCCCAUCCUCAUCCAGUUUGGAGUGCACGAUCCCAGAGUGCAUCCCAGCUAUGACGGUCGAGUGUCACUCGUCAGGGGGACAUCACUGCAGGUGAGGGGGCUUCUCUUGGAGGAUGAAGGCUGGUAUGAGUGCAGAAUCCUCCCGCUAGACAAAACCACAGAUGAGGCUGGCAGCAGCGGGAGCUGGACUCUACUCUCCGUUACAGCACCUCCUGUGUUUACGGAGACCCCCCCUCCUGGAGUUGAAGUGUUUGUAGGGAGAUCGGUAACCCUGAAGUGUGCAGCUCGGGGAAAUCCACGGCCUACAAUAGGCUGGUCUAAAGAUGGACGACCAAUAAAACCUCAGAACAAAGUAAAGAUCACGAAUGGAAGUGUAUCUUUCCAUGCUGUAAGCAGAGAAACAUCAGGCCAUUAUCAGUGUGACGCCUCCAACACUGAAGGAAAUAUAUCUCACGUCACACUGCUCAAAGUCAUUGGCCCUCCAGUGAUCGUAAUUCCUCCAACGGACACCGUUCUCAAUAUGUCCCAGGAUGCCAGGUUGAAGUGCCAGGCUGAGGCUGACCCCCCCAACAUGACCUAUGUGUGGCAAAGACAGGGAGAAGACAUUUACCACAUUGAGUCUCUGAAGUCACGUGUUAAGGUUAUAGUGGACGGUACACUUCUCAUAUCGCGUCUGAUUCCAGAGGAUUCUGGGAACUACACCUGCAUGCCCACUAAUGGACUUCCUGACUCCCCUUCUGCCUCGGCCACCCUCACUGUGCAGCACCCAGCACAGGUGAUGAAGAUGGCCUCAUUGACCUUCCUCCCCACUGGCAUGAGGGGCGUCAUUGCGUGCCCCGUCAGAGCUGAACCACCAUUAUCACAUGUCGACUGGAUCAAAGAUGACAAACCACUUGAUUUAGGCAUUUAUCCUGGGUGGACACUGACUUCAGAAGGCUCUAUCAUUAUAGCAACAGCUAAUGAUGAUGCUGCAGGUGUAUACAUGUGCACUGCCUACAAUAGCUUUGGGACAAUGGGCCAGUCUGAGCCCACUACUGUUAUACUACAGGAUCCUCCAUCAUUUAAAGUAUCACCUCGUAAAGAGUACAGACAGGAUAUCGGUAGGAUGCUUGUUAUUCCAUGUCAGAUGGACGGUAAUCCGGCUCCAAAAGUCAGCUGGAAAAAGAUUGGCAUAGCCUCUCGCUCACUGUUCACUCUGGCAGUGAAUGGCUCCCUCAUUCUGCAUCCUCUCAGUAAAGACCACCAGGGGGAAUGGGAGUGCAGUUCCACCAACCGAGUGGCCACUGUAUCCGUCAGAACAACAGUCCAUGUGCUCGGUACAAGUCCACAUGCCGUGUCAUCAGUAUCUGUGAUCCCAGGAAUUAACCAAGCCAAUGUCUCCUGGGUGGCUGGCUUUGAUGGAGGAUAUGCCCAGAAAUUUACUGUCUGGUAUAAGCAGGUGUCAGGAGAAAGGAAAGAGGAAAAGCAAGAGUGGCUGCCUUUCUCAGACCUCUCCACUGAAAAAAGUCUGUUGGUCACCAAUCUUCUUCCUUCCACUGAGUACCAGUUCAGUGUCGUAGCCCAAAAUAAAAUUGGCACUGGGCCCUUCAGUGAGAUCACCACCAUCACAACUCUGGAUGCACUUCCUGAUGUGGCCAAGCUGGUACCACCUACAAAUCUCUCAAUCAAUAAGAGUUCAGAGGGAAUUCUUCUGUGGUGGUCAGUACCCAAGGCCCAGUCUCCACCCAUUGACAGUUUUGUCGUACAGUCACGUCUUGAAGGAGGGGAAUGGAUUAAUCUGAAAGAGAACAUUAGUCCAGUUCAAAGUCAAAUCUUUCUUCCAGGGUUAUGUAAGGACUGCAAGUAUGAACUGAGGCUUCUCUCUCAACGUGGAGAUCAGAUGAGCAUGCCCAGUCCAUCAAUCAAUGUCUCCACCAUUGGAAUUAAUAAGCACCCAGCCAGUUCCCGCCUACUAGACUAUCCUGACCAGCUAAUGGCUGGCGUUAUGGGUGGAGUAGGACUCCUUUGUCUUGCUCUUAUCCUGACCCUGGCAAUUGUCUGUUUCAUUUUUCACAAAAGGAACCGAAGGCGCAGGCAGAAUAUCAAGGAUCUCCCUCCUGCAAUAAAUAAGAAUCCUUCUGAAAACCCUGACAACACCCUAAACCAAAGGUUCCUACCAGCUCGCCCACUCUCCUACACUUCCUCUUCUUCCAAUCACUCCUCCAGUGAAAAGUCUAGUCACAGGGAUUUUCUUGACCAGCAGCAACAUCUCCUGCCUCAAGCUAACCUUACAUCCCACCAACCCCUCCCUGAGAGCCAUCUCCAAUGGGCAUCACUUGCCCCUGUGUCUUCUGUCGAGUUCAUUCACAGAGGGUUUGAUGGACGCUUUAUUGUUGAUCCUUGUGAAGACACCAAUAUUUUCAGUUCUCAGAACAAAAGGAACUCAUGUCAAAACUCCCAUCAGUCAUCAGAUGGUAACAGGGACUUCAGAAACCAGAAAUCCCAGUCUUUGAGAUCCUACAGGGGUGAAAGAAAAAAAACACCCUUUGUCCUUUCAGUGGAUCUUCCACCUUUUGGAUCAGAUAUCCCUUCUUCCAGCAGAACACGAGCUAUGGCUAAGCACCUCUCAUUGAAUGGCUGUUACAUACCCAUUCGGGAGCAAGAUUUCUUGGAUGGACUAGACCGAACAAGUCUCUCGUCAGUUAGCAUUGGCUCUUUUCUCUAUCCCCAUUCAGAAAGUACUAUGGGUCGACAAUCCCUGAAACAAGAUACCAAACACUCUACAGCCAGUACCCUGGUUUUGCAGAUGGAGCAUGAGAGGGAACAAGGAAACCUAAGUCGCUGUUUAACUUUAGCUCGUGAGAGAAAGGAGCUUGAAAGGGAACUGCGCAAGUACACUAUUGAUGAAACUCCAUAUAGUCAUGAACAGACAGAUGAUGAGUCUGGACAAAUCUGUAAAUUUCAAGAAACCUCAACACCUCAGGGUAACUACCAAGCAACUAGACACAGCCUUUUAUCUGAAAAUGGCAGCAUGUUGAAGGUAAGAGCUGCCUCUUGCAUUCCGUGGGAGGAAAGACACAGGAUUUCUUUAGCAAGCUUGGUUCCCCUACAUACCUCUCAUGGAAAGGAUACCAAGAAUAGGCAGAAUCAACAAGGUUACUAUUCCAUCCAGAGAUCCAACUACCAAAGGUCUCGUAGUCUAGACAGAGGGGAACACCAAAAAUCACAAACAUGGGACCGAAGACGAAGCAGAACUCCCGUUGAGUCAAGUCUUGGUCAUGUAAUGGAUGAACCUUUAAUCUACAAAUUGGAAAAGACCCAAACUGAUAUACGGCAUAGAGGCCAGAGAACCUCAAGUAGAAGUCAAAAUUAUUUGGACCCAUGUAUUUAUUCAUCCUCAGAUGAUCAGCAGAGGCUGACCAUAGAAAGAAGCACUAGACAGAUAAAUCCAACUAGUGUUUAUUCAGAGAUGAGUGUAGAUGGAACUGGUCUUGAGAGCCAGUCUUCUUAUUCAAGGUCUAUGCUGGGCACUAAUCACAGCUAUGAGACUCUAGAUUAUGACAGACCCAGAUUAUCAGAUCUUGAAAAUGACAGAUCAGUAGAGUCAGGACAUAUGAGUUUAAGAAAGCACAAUUGGUCGAGCAAAUCUGUAUCUCAAAUGAAUGUCUCUGGAACAAUGCCUCGGAAAACAAAGAGUCUGGGGUCAAACAAUUGGAAUCGGCACAAGAGCACCCAAAGUUUAGAUUCAAAAUUGUACAAGGACCACUUUUUGACCCCUGAUGCUUGGGUAGACUCGCUGACACUUGGACAAGAUUCUAAAAUGUCCCCCAUAGCAUGCAGACCCAACUCUGUGGCAGAUAAGCCUAAAAGUAGUCCCAGUUUGCGAACAGAUUCAUCUGUGCCUUUAGAAAGACAAAUACAAGACACCAGUCAACAGGGCUCUAAAACCUAUGAUGGUUCAAAAUCCUGCAAAAACCUUCGGUCGGGAAAUAGAACUCAUGCUGCCUUAUCAAUAGGGGGUUCUAGCUGGCCACAGCCUUAUUGCCCCUCUCUGCCAGCCUUGCCAUCUGGAAGACGGAGCCAAAGCCAAGAGAGGGAGAGAGAGGAGGAAGACGAAGAUGGGCAGGAGGUGGAUGUAGAAAUUAACAGAUACCGGAAGAGUUCAGAGACAGAGGGAAGUUACCGAAGUUAUGCAAGCCAAAGCAGUGGUAGAGGCAGCAUGGAUGCCCCUAACUAUAUGCAGUUCUCUCUCAGCCCCCCUCUCACAAGUUCUCCAGAGACAACAGAGGACAGUGACAGAGACGAGGCAGUUCUACAGGAUCCUGAACAACAUGAAAGAUCUAAAAGAGGCUCUGUGGAUGAGAGUUAUGAGUGGGACUCUGCUUACAUCCCAAUGCAUCCUGUGGACCCCAAAGUGUCAAUGAGCAAGGCAGGUCUUCAGAGUCAACUGAAGAAGAUCAGCACUACAAAAGAUUAUGGCAGGCCAGAUUUAGACCUGAAACAAAAAGGUCUUUACCCUCCGGCUGGUUGGAAGGAAUCUGUGCCACUUUUUGAACUUCCUAGUAUUCUUCCUCCUCACUUCGAGCAAGAAUCACUUCUUGCCCAGGAGAUUCGGAAGAGCUUCACAUCACUCCCAGACCCAGAACCCGACACUGUGCUUUUUUGAUUAAGAACAAUUGGACACAGCAUGGUUCCCAUCAACACACAUCUGAAUGGUCAGGAUGAGAAGGGACACUAGGGUUCACAAUUAAUUGGACAUCUGUAGACCACUCAAGCACAAGAACACACAGUCGUCUGCCCAACUAAUGGAAAUGACAUUACCUAAUGGAUGGGCCAAAGCACAGUGAAGGGAACUGUCAUUUAACCCUUUCGAGUCGAUUAACGCAUAUAUGCGUUUUGAGUCAUUUUCACCUGAUAACCCCGAAAAGAACUUAAAUUACACUCUCAGUUUUAAUCGUACAGAUAAGAGCAAUACAUCAAUCGAAUCUGUAAAGGGUCUAGUUUUUUUUGGAUACAGACAUAAUAACAAAAAACUUUUGUGCACUUAUAAAAUAAAGAUAACAAACAAGUUGCGCUGUCUACAGUCUUUGUCUCCACUGAUCGUCAUGUACAAACAUUUCAUUAAAAUGAACUGUAACUCCGUGAAUACUCAACGAAGAGACAUGAGAUAGAUAUCUAUAGAAAGCCUGGAAUGUCUACUUUUAAACUAAACAAGUGCUGCCGAAAACAAAUAUUCUGAGAUAAAGUAAUCCAUAUGAAAACAACGCAAUGUCUGUUUUUCAUAUCUCCGCUCAUUAUAUCUAAUGUGACCACGCCCCCGCGCUGAACGCGCUAUUCAGAUUCAAACUGAAGCGCGCGGCUUGCAUACGCCCACACAGAAGAAAAAGCAGCGAGACUGUUCUUCAAGUUUUUAUUUUAUUUUACUGUUUGCUUCGCGAUGAGAGGACUAAGACAUAAUUCACCCCAAAAAGAUGUGAUGUGGUUGAGGAUUUGAGAAAUGGAUUUCCUCAGAAAAAAGAAUGAAGCACUUUAUUCAGCAGAGAUCAUAAACAUGAGUAAGUCUCUUUUUAUUUAUUUGUACUAGUUUUCACAUAACGUGUAAACAUUUUACUAGUUAGACUUUUUCCAAAUACUUUUUCCAAACUAUAAUUCCUGACUUAAUGUAUAAUCAAGUGAAACAUUAUGAAGUUUCAAUAACAAUAUACAAUACUAUACCAUUCAAAAGCUUGAUGUAAAUAAUAUAAAUGUGACAAAUAGAGAUAGCUCUAACAAAUGUAAAAACAAUGCAGUUCUUUCGUUUUAUUCCCCCUAAAAAAAACCUGAAAAAUAUUAUCAGCUCUUUUCAACAUUAAUAAUAAUAAUAAUAAUGAUGAUGAUAAUAAAUGGGGUUUAUUUGGUAGAAAAUAAGAUUGUUAAAAGGAUUUCUGAAGGAUUGUGUGACUAGAGAAAGGAUGCCAAAAAAUUUGAAAGUCAGCUUUGAUUGUUCCUAAUAAACUGUUUAACUGCUCCCCCAAGUGGAUAUUAAAUUAUGUUGUGGGAUAAUUAAAUAUAUUCUUAAUAAACUACAAACAUAAAAUUAUAUACUUUUAUUUUGUUCUCACAUUCUUUCUUGCAAGUCCUCCCUCAGAGUGGCACAGUUGAAUGAGAGGCUCAUUAUGCAGCUCAUUAUGCGGGCCUUUGUCUUCUCAGGUGUAAAUCACAAUGAUAUUCAUGAUAGUUGACGCCUACUCGCAUAUGACUUUUACCAACAAAAAGUGUUUUAGAAAAUUUAAAUCAAUAUAUUGUUUUCUGUGAGUGAGUAAACAAGAUGAUUUUCACAUCAUUCAGAAAGAAAAAUUCUAGGCUACAAGCUCCAGUUCUCAACUUUUCCCGCAACCAAUUUUAUGUAUGUGUUUUAUUGCCUUAUUCAAGUGAUUUAACAUUUUUAGUUUUUCACUAACCAUGCAUAACAUUUUUUUUCUCAAAAAUACAAUCAUGUACAUGCAUGCAUUUCACAUAUUAUUAUAGCCCAGUUUGUGCUGAUUACAGUGAAACUAGACUUUACCCAUUUAGAUAUUUAUAAGAAACUGAAAAAAGCACAAAUGUCAGGGCAUGACAAAACUUCUCAAGGCCCCAAAAAUACCCUUAGACUCCAGAGGGUUAAAGAGCUUACAUUAUGUGCUGGGGAUGCAAAUCAAAAAGGGAAUUAAUAAUACAAGACUUUGCUCUAUGCACCCUGCUGUUGGAACUGAAUUUUAAAUAAAAAUGUAAAAGCUGUCUCAAUGUUGAUUUUUGCAAAGGCUUUUGAUUGUUCUGUAAUCCCUAUUUUGACAGUAAGCGCACAUUAUAAUUUUGAAACCUCAUCAAAGCUCUUUUAUGCCAUGGUUAAAGGAAUGCUUUUUUUUUUUUAAAUG
This is a messenger RNA of Carassius gibelio (silver crucian carp), 7382 nucleotides long. RefSeq names its product protein turtle homolog A-like. Gene Ontology annotation, biological process: cell-cell adhesion. Gene Ontology annotation, molecular function: protein binding. Lineage: Eukaryota; Metazoa; Chordata; Actinopteri; Cypriniformes; Cyprinidae. The coding region runs from base 314 to 5155 and encodes 1613 amino acids. The record is from RefSeq and is a predicted model, not a curated record. The transcript is spliced from 22 exons.